GGAGUUCUUUUUGAUCCCUUGAACCUCUCGAAAGACCCAGCAGCUUUUGAGGAAUUGAAAGUAAAAGAGAUAAAAAAUGGGCGUUUAGCUAUGGUUGCAUGGCUAGGCUUCUACGUCCAAGCAGCUUUGACAGGUAAAGGUCCAAUACAAAACUUUCUUGAUCAUAUCUCAGACCCAUUUCACAAUAAUCUGUUAGCAAUAUUCAAACUUGUGUAAAGCAUUCUUUUUAAAAUGUAUAUAUACUGCUCAACAUCUAUAGUCAACAUCCAAGUUAUCAGUUUGUUUUUCUUUUCGAGUCAAUUUAUCUUGUGCUGGUGUUAUUAUUAGAAGUAAUGUUGCAUUAACAGUUUUGAUAUACGAGAUGGUUCAUAGCUAGAAAAAACAUGGUACUUGAUUUCAUACUAAAUUUUCAAAACCAGUGGGAACACAAGAAAGCCAGAAUUAGAGUUAAAAUUGUUUCUUGGUUAGCUGGUUAAAUCAUGCUUGGUACGUUGACUGUUCUAAAAUUGAUAAUACUUAAAGUUCUGAGAUUGACAAGGCUCAGCACUUAAUGAGCAAAUAUAAUUACUUAUAUAGAACAAAUAAUCUUCAAAAAACAAUAUACACUUAUUAAAAAUUAAAAAUUCUCCUUCCCACAUAAAUAGUAUUUCAGUAUUAUUCACUGGUAUAUUAUGAUAUUAACUGUAUAUGUAAAAAGAAGAGAAAAUUACAUCUCUUAUGAAGAACAAAAAUAAAUAACAAACUUAAUUAUAAGUCGUCUCAUGAUCUUUAAUUAGUGCAUGCACUGAGAAUUUAUACUCCACAGAUUUAUAGUGCUGGAGGAUAUAGUUUGUGGGUGUAUAAUAUGUUGUAGUCUACUGAUGAUCAGUACCCUCCAAGGAGGUGACAACAAUUAUAAACUCCAAAUUUUCAUCAUGAGCACCCUGAUUUUUUUCCCUAUUUGUUCUUUUGAAUUUAAAGGACCACGUGCAGCUUUCUCACUGGUGGAAGUAGAUACAUUUGUGAUUUGUAUCGUUAUAUACACAUAUAUAGAUACAUUCUAUAAUUUCACUCCCUCUCUGAUGUAGUGUUUGUGCAUACAUGAACACCAAAAUAUUUUUGAUUGGUUUAGUCUCUACAUGUCAUGAGUAUUAGUAUUUGAAGCACAAUAUAUUAAAGAAAGGUAAUAUAUUAAGAGAAGUUUCCAGCACUCUUAUUUAAUAAUGGCUGCACUUCUGAUUCACUGCAAAAUGGAUCCUAAUGCUAGUUCUUGGUUGGAAGGGAAACAAAAGAAAAAAAAAAAAAAAAAACUUAAUGAAGUAUUAUUCAUCACAAAUUUAAAAUGGGUAGUUAUGUUUUCUUUUCUUUUUGUUUUUGGGAAUUUUAUGGUGGCAACAAAUACCAUUUUGCAUGCAAAUCAAAAUUAAGUAACCCAGAAAGUUCAACAAGACAAAAACAAAAAACAAAAGUUUAUGUGAUUUAAUCAAAGUGACUUAUUUCCUUUAGAUAUACUAUAAGAGAAUCUAAAUGACACUACAAUAUGUCUAUCUUAUGUUCAAAGACUAGUUCUACCACAUUCAUAUCUCAGAAAGUAACCCAUAUUAUUUACAAGUACUCAAAAUACAUAUGGGGUUAAUGUGAAAUUAAUGAUUAAGAUAUUCCAUAUGUAGAGAUAUAGUAAGUGAAAAUGGAGAGUUUUGGUGUUUUGACGAUUUGGAAUUUUGAGAUGUUUAUGGGAGAUGAUAUGAUGUGGUUGGUGCAACAGUUAUAUUCAAGUGUAGUAACAGACAUAGUGGGUAGCAAGAGAUAAUGUUUUGCAGAGUAAACCUGGCAAAAACCCACUUUGCUCUUUCAAAGUUUUCUGAAUCCUCCAUUGAAAUUCCACCAUACCCCACCACACAAAAGGAAAUUAGAAAAGGAAAAAAGCCAAGCCCACAAGGUUGAAAUUGCAAUCUAUUCCCAUUCCCCAUUACUCCUUUUCAUACUCCAGUUUCAUAAGCCAUCAUUACCCUCCAUGCAAUCCUCAACUUAUUUACAUACAUACAUAUAUAUAUAUAUAUUAGCUUUAUCUUAAACUAAAAAGUUUGUCAUCAAAGGUUAAACUCGUUCUUUCCUCAUCAAAACCAGACAAUUCUGAAACAUUGGGUUCUUUGGUAAUCCUGAGAGUCACAAAUUUAUGAGGCAACAUUCCAUUAUGUGCAUGUGAUGGUCUAAAUCUCAAAAUUAAACCCCAGCAAGCCGCAGCAAAUCUUCUUCUAUUUUUUCUCUCUGGUGGCUGCAAGAAUGGGAGUUGUACCAAAACUGGUUUCUAUCCUCACAUGUAUAAUUACUGUUGUAAUUGUUCUUGUCAUACCAUUUGUUAGCUCCUCUCAAGAAGAACCCAAAACUUUGGCCACACAUGCAAGCGGAAGCAAGGAUGUUGUUGACAGGACAAUGAGUCCUAAACUGCAAUCUGAAGUCACACUCCAUGGAUUCCUCCUCUGGGCUUCAAUGGGUUUCCUGACGCCAGUAGGAAUCCUGGCAAUCAGAAUGUCAAACAGAGAAUGUGGAGGAAGAAGGCUAAAAAUCCUUUUCUAUGUUCAUACCAUUUCACAGAUAGUUGCUGCACUUCUUGUAACAGCAGGAGCAGUAAUGUCCAUAAAAAACUUCAACAACUCUUUCAACAAUCAUCACCAGAGAAUAGGAGUAGCCCUUUAUGGCAUCAUAUGGUUGCAAGUCCUACUAGGUUUUGUAAGGCCAAGCAGGGGAUGCAAAGGGAGAAGUGGGUGGUUUUUGGCACACUGGUUGAUGGGAAGUGCAAUGACAGUGCUGGGAAUAAUCAAUACAUACACUGGUUUGGAAGCAUACCAUGAAAAAACAUCAACAAGUAUAAAGCUUUGGAGUAUACUUUUCACUUGUCAAAUUUCCUUUAUUGCUUUUCUUUACCUCUUUCAAGACAAGUGGCCCUACAUACAAAUUCAGGGAGUGAUUUCAGGCAAUCUCCAACCUAAUCACAACCACAAAGAAUCUGGCACCGACCCUUGUUAAAUCUCUAUUAACUUUUAAUUUAACAUAUAUAUACUUAACAUGGAAUUCUUUAAUCGCUA
This is a messenger RNA of Carica papaya (papaya), 3065 nucleotides long. RefSeq names its product Cytochrome b561/ferric reductase transmembrane protein family. NCBI's taxonomy places the organism in Eukaryota, Viridiplantae, Streptophyta, Magnoliopsida, Brassicales, Caricaceae. Gene Ontology annotation, molecular function: transmembrane monodehydroascorbate reductase activity; heme binding. The record is from RefSeq and is a predicted model, not a curated record.